AUCUGGUUCACGCAGACAAACUCAGCAGAUUCUGAUUGGUUCAUCAAAACUUUUCUCAUAAUUCAGAGCCAGUUACCAAGGUGAGCUAUGAUGAAGUCCAAACACUGCAGCAGAUGAUCAACAUUGACCUGAAUGACCAGUGCGCACACAACCUCUGUCAGAAAUGUGACAAAUUAGCUGACGGUCGUCUGGAUCACGGAGAGAUUGAAGUUUUCUGCAGGGAGUUGUUACGGAGACCGGAGCUGGAUGCUGUGUUUAUUCAUUACUCUGCUAAUGGCUGUGUGCUGUCCACUGUGGACCUGAGGGACUUCUUCAAGGACCAGGGGGAGGAUGCUUCAGUCACCCACGCCCAGAGCGUCAUCCUCGCUUAUGAGCUCAAUGAAUGGGUGACGGUUGCCUUCAAUGUCAAGAAGCUCCUGUGA
Notolabrus celidotus (New Zealand spotty) is the source of this 422-nucleotide messenger RNA. Its product is annotated as 1-phosphatidylinositol 4,5-bisphosphate phosphodiesterase delta-3-A-like. Lineage: Eukaryota; Metazoa; Chordata; Actinopteri; Labriformes; Labridae. The coding region runs from base 114 to 422 and encodes 102 amino acids. The transcript is spliced from 3 exons. The record is from RefSeq and is a predicted model, not a curated record.